Molecule: messenger RNA, 1047 nt
Organism: Dictyostelium discoideum AX4
Lineage: Eukaryota; Evosea; Eumycetozoa; Dictyosteliales; Dictyosteliaceae
Exons: 1
Coding region: 1-1047 (348 amino acids)
Source: RefSeq, a predicted model, not a curated record
AUGGCAACAACAAAAUCAUUAAAUUUAAUUGGUAAAGAAUCAUUAUUAACACAUAAAGAAGAAGUUGAAAGACAACAAGGUGAAAUUGAAAUUAAUGAAGAUGAUGAACAUUUGGGUAUAUUACAUUUAAAAAAGGAAGAAUUAAUUGAUACAAUUAGAGAUAUUAGAGAUGAAUUUUUCGAUUUACAAGAUACACAUGAUCAAUUAAAAGAAAAGUAUAAAGAAAAAGUUAAAGAAGUUGAAAAUAAUAGAAAACUAUUAACAGAGAGAGAAGACCUACUAUUACAAUUACAAUGGGAUCCAACUGAAGAUUCAUCAUUUAUUCAACAAAUGGGUGCAUCAGAUACAAAUCAUGCAAAUGAAUUGAAAAUGAAAGCUAUGAUGGACCAAAUGAGGGUAAUGGAGAGAGGUGUCUACGAAAGGGAUGAAAAAAUUAAACAAAUGGAGAAACUAAUUGAACAAUUCACUCUAAAUCAAAUUAAUAGUGGUCGUGAACCAACUCAAAUCACUUAUUCUCAAUUUACUACCAUUCCACCAACUCCAACACCAACACAAUUACAACACCAAAAACAACAACAACAACAGCAAGAGGCAGAUCAAAAAGAUCAAAAAGAACUACCAAUAUUAAAUGGAGCUUCAGUUUCAUCUUCAAAUUCGUCACCUUUAAAUAGAGGUCCUUCAUUUUCUACAAGUGUUGAAGAUUCUCCAUCCCAAUUUGAUAAUAUUUCAAAUUAUCCAUUAUCAAAGAAAAUCAUUGAUAAUAUUGAACAGGCUGUAAAUGUAAUUGUACCAUCAUCACCAAGUAAUCCUUUAAAUAGGUCAAAUUCUACUGGAUUUUGGAGAUCACCUUCAAAUUUCUUUUCAAAUUUAUUAGGUAGAACUAAUGAUGUUAAUGAUGAAAAUAAUAAUAAUAAUAACAAUAAUAAUGAAAAUCAAGAUAAUGUUGAUAACGAUGAAAAUGAUGACGAUGAUUUUGCAUCAUUAGAUACCAAACCUUUCUCUGUUCCUGUAGAAUUACCUCCAAAUUUAUCUGCUGCCAGACCAUAA